This is a messenger RNA of Oryctolagus cuniculus (rabbit), 1892 nucleotides long. It is a transcript of the gene DAP, whose product is annotated as death associated protein. The record is from RefSeq and is a predicted model, not a curated record. Gene Ontology annotation, molecular function: death domain binding. Gene Ontology annotation, biological process: negative regulation of autophagy; cellular response to amino acid starvation; apoptotic signaling pathway. NCBI's taxonomy places the organism in Eukaryota, Metazoa, Chordata, Mammalia, Lagomorpha, Leporidae.
GGCCCCGGCUCGCCGCGGGCACGCGCGCUCCUGGCUCACGCGCGCGCCCUCCCUCCCUCUCCCUCCGCUGGCGUGUCGCUCACACGCGCACUCCCGCCAGGCCAGCCAGCCGCGCCGCCGCCUCAGCCCCAGCCCCAGCCCCUCGGAAAGCCGGUGGCACCAUGUCGUCGCCUCCCGAAGGGAAACUAGAGACUAAAGCUGGACACCCGCCCGCCGUGAAAGCCGGUGGAAUGCGAAUUGUGCAGAAACACCCACAUACUGGAGACAGCAAGGAAGAGAAAGACAAGGAUGACCAAGAAUGGGAAAGCCCCAGCCCACCUAAGCCAACCGUGUUCAUCUCCGGUGUUAUCGCCCGGGGUGACAAAGACUUCCCCCCCGCGGCCGCGCAGGUGGCUCACCAGAAGCCCCACGCCUCCAUGGACAAGCACCCGUCACCACGCACCCCGCAUAUCCAGCAGCCACGCAAGUGAACUUGCUCCCGGCCCCCAGCUCCCCAUCAAUGCCCCAGCUCCCCACCUGCCACAGCGGGAGGUAUAAGACAGAGCCAGGCAUUCCCGCCUUUGCCUUAAAUUUCCGUAUUUAAAACUAAAAAUGCUUCAAGCCCCAAACCCCGUUUAGACAGACUCCCGGUGAGAGGUCACCAGGGCUGUCACCCCUGGAAUGAGCACAGACAUGGCCAAGACCCACUUCAGUUGUUCAGACUGCACCCCUCGUUCUGCUGCAGCAAUCACCUGGAGCCCCGGUGGUCAGCAAAGCCACUGAGAGGGUGGAGACCAGGGAGGAUUAGAUCAAGGCAAGACCAAUGCAGUCCUUCUUUCAGUCGUCGGGCGACAGAGCCUUAGCACCCACGGGCGAGCGAGCAGCCCCGGCUCACAGGGCGGGUCUCCGAAAGCCAGCGUAGGGAAGACCCUAGAAACGGGCAGUGGCCACGCUCAGUUCCCCUCCCCUGUGUGGUGGGAGACCCUGCACCCGAGGGUACAGCAGCAUCUUUGGCCACUGGGGGCGGGGUGCUCCAAGCUGUGCUUCUCAGCCACCACUCCUGGCACUGCUGUGGAGUUCUGGAAGUGACCCCUGAUCAGGGUAGAGGGGAAAAUAGGACAGACCUCCUAGAAAGCUGCCUCCUGUCUACGGGCCAUUAGAGCAGGAAGACCCUGCUUGUCCGCCAGUCGCCCAGACUGCCCCUGCCUGAGUAUAUACCUGCAGGGGGCCACCCUCACUGGCCCAAUAAGCCGCACACAACCCCUGGCUCACAGCAAGCUUGGAAACCCAAGAGGGCUCCUUUAGGUCAAUGUUAAGACCCGCCAACAGCGCUCAGAAGGGGGGUGCAGCCACCUGUUCCACUCACCUGCGAUGGAGUCGUAGCCACAUCCCCCGACCCUGCACUCCCCACCAGCCUUUCUGGUGCCUUCUCCAGGCCCUGUCCACCGGCCGGAAGUAGAGCGGAUGCGGUGAGGCCAAGCACUGCCCCUUCCCUGAGGGUGCAGCUCAGCGCCCCCUCCCAGUGUGCACCCCUCGAGGCCUCGUGUCCCCACCUAUAUAUGGCAGUGAGAACCAGGUGUGGCUUCUGGAGAGCUGGACAUCACCAGCAGCACAGCCACAGAACCUACAUGCAAGCCGCCUCAGCCGCGCGGUCCUCUGAAGCCAGCGUCCGGGACCAGGCUCCAAGCAGGCGCCCCCGGGCAGCCUGGACAAACCAUCGCUCCAUCCAUCUGCCACAGACCGCCAGGUGCAGCCUUUCUCUCCCAAGGUGCAAUCUUCAUGUUUGUUCACCCAGACCUGGGUGCGCGUGGGUUCCCGACCACCAAAUACAAAACGUUUUCCUGGAUGAAUUUCUCAGUCGUUAACCUGAAGAAUUAAUGAUCAUGAUAAUAAAUCUCCUGCAUUCCUUCCUU